AUGGCACAGUUUGUCCCUCGGCAAAGUUUUGUCGUACCAAACUCCAUACCGAAAACGUACUAUAUCGGCCAUCAUGCCAAGGGCUUCGGCGAGAUGACAAAAAUGAAGAGCCACAUCUCUCUUGCUCUCGAAUGCCGCGACGCUCGGGUCCCUUUCACAUCACACAAUCCCAAUCUCGAUCGCAUCAUAGCCGGUAACGAACGAAUCAUCAUCUACACAAAAUGCGAUUACACAACAGACACUCCAAAUCUCCAAAACAUACUGCGCAAGAUUUAUGGUGAUAAUAUCAUCUUCUGGGACAAGAACAGACCCUCGACGACAGAUAAGCUACUUAAAAUGAUCAAGAGCGCUACCGUGGCGCACGAUUCAUUGGUCGGUUUGCGGGCCAUGGUUGUCGGAGUGCCCAAUGUCGGCAAGAGUUCAGUGCUCAACGCUCUACGCUUCAAAGGCAUACCGAGGAAAACGGCCAAGGUAGCCAGGACUGGAGGCCAGGCAGGCGUGACGCGCAAAAUGGGUACAAAUGUGCGCAUCCUCGACCCAGAGGGGAAGAGUAAGGGCGUAGGCUUAAAUGGUGCAUUUCUGUUGGACACCCCCGGUGUCUUCCCACCCUACGUUCGUGACGGCGAGGCUAUGCUAAAAUUUGCGCUCGUGCAGGGCAUAAAAGACGGGUUAAUACCAACCGAGAUACUGGUGGACUACCUCCUCUACCGGAUGAACCUCUUCAAGCCGACCUUGUAUAAGAGAUACUGCGAACCCACCAACGACGUUCAUGAGUUCCUUACCGCCGUUGCUCGGAAAGACGGCCUAAUAAAGCUAAAAGGCGUUCCUGAUUUACAAUCGGCUGCUAGCAGAAUCCUACACUUGUGGCGACAUGGGAAAAUGGGCAAGUUCGUGCUGGACGAUGUAUCCGACGAGGGAUCAGAGAAGCACCAGCAGUCCAUAGACAACCCUCCUCUAAGUCUAAACCAAGCAAAGAAACAGAAGAAACAAGCAAUCGCACAAGAGAAGGCAGGUGCCUAG
Fusarium mangiferae is the source of this 1020-nucleotide messenger RNA. RefSeq lists its product as uncharacterized. Gene Ontology annotation, molecular function: GTPase activity; GTP binding. Gene Ontology annotation, cellular component: mitochondrion. Bases 1 to 1020 code for a protein of 339 amino acids. NCBI's taxonomy places the organism in Eukaryota, Fungi, Ascomycota, Sordariomycetes, Hypocreales, Nectriaceae. The record is from RefSeq and is a predicted model, not a curated record. The transcript has a single exon.